CAACGACACGCCAACCUACGCGCAAAUUAUUUAAUUUUUUUAUUUUUUUUUCCACCCGCACGCGACCACGAAUCGCUCAUGGCGCCGCCGUCACGCGCCCGACCGCUCGGGAAGUCGUCCUUCUCUCCUGCCUUCUCGCGACUCAAGACAUCCGCAUACGUCGACGUCAUCCGCCCCAACGCCUCGGUCUCCGCGGCGCAUUACAUUCGCACACUGAGCUGGAAUGCUUCAGGCACCUUCAUAGCGACUGGCGCUGCAGACCGAACACUACGGAUAUGGAACCCCGAGAAGACGAACGUCAAGAACUCGACAGAGCUGCGCACGCCAGGCGUACCAGCUUCCACACAGCUCGAACGCGUAGCCUUCCACCCAAUCAACGAGAACGAACUUGCGAGCUGCAGCACAGACGGCAUGGUCAGAUUCUGGGACAUCCGGUCAAAAGCCAGCGUGGGUGAAGUAAGAGUUGGCGAACAGCCGUUCACAUUGGCAUGGAUGCCAGACGGCAACGAGAUCGUCGCAGGGCGGAAGGACAAUGUUCUCGUCUCCGUAGACCGUGCGGCUCUGCGCAUACUCUCCGAGCACCGCCAACCCGUCCAAACAAACCAAUGCGUCUUUGACUGGUCCGGCGCACACCUCUACCUCACCUCCGGUGAUGGCAGCAUAAAAGUCGUUGGCUACCCCUCCUUCACGCCCGCCCUGACCCUCAACGCACACACUUCCUCCUGCUACGCCAUCAGCAUGUCGCCAUCAGGCGAAUACCUGGCCGCGGGCGGCGGCGACGCUCUCGUCUCGCUAUGGGAUACACAAGAGUGGAUCUGCGUACGGACAUUCGAUCUCACAAAGGAGCCGGUCAAGAGCGUGGAUUUCAGCUUUGACGGGAGCUACAUCACCGCAGGCAGUGAUGACAAAGACGAGAAGAAGGUCAAAAUUGCGCACGUGGAGACGGGCGAGGUGGUGCACGAGAUCAGUGUACAGAAGGCGAGUAGUGUGGUUAGCUGGCAUCCGUGUCGGUAUGUGCUGGCGUACUCGGCGGAGGAGCAGGGCUUGAGGAUCGUGGGGAACGCGCAGAAGCCAUUGCCGAGUGCACGGAGGAAGGCGCUGUACAGGCUUCGUUGUCGAAGCCAAGCCAAGCACUAUUACACAAUGGACGUUCUAUCGCAAAUCAACCCUACCUCUCUCUUCUCGGCCAAGGGCCUGGUCGUGGUCAUUACCGGCGGCGGAUCGGGCAUCGGCCUCGCCAUCGCUGCAGCACUGCACCAAAACGGUGCCUCCAAGAUCUACAUCAUCGGCCGCCGCAAGAAUGUCCUCGACGAUGCAAUUGCCAAACUCGAGUCCUCGCCCUCAGCGCCGAAAUCCUCCUCUGUCCUCUCCGCCAUCUCCGCAGACGUGACAGACCUCGAGUCGAUCAAGCAAGCUGUCGCACAAAUCGAGAAGGAAGUAGGCUACGUGGACGUCCUGAUCAACAACGCGGGCGUUCUAGGCCCGAAAUCAGGGCAGCCCAUUCACGAUGCUAAAUCCAUCGAGGCCGUCCGCGACGCCAUGAUUCUGGGCAUGGACGGCAACGAGUGGAGCCAGGCCUUCGAGAUCAACACAAAAGCUGUCGUCGGCGUGUCUGCCCUCUUCCUCCCGCUGCUCGAGGCCGCGAACACGCGUCGUGGCUGGGCGCCUGGCCGCGUCCAGGGCACAGGUAACGCGAGACAGCGCGAUACAUCCAAGCUGAAGGAGAUAGGCGUAGAUGAGGACGAUGACCGCAUGGCGCAUAUCAUCACCGUCGCUUCUGUGGCAUCGUACAUGCGCUGGAUUAGUGCGGGCCUGGCUUACAAUGCAACGAAAGCCGCGACUGCACACAUCAGCAAGAUCAUGGCGACGUUCCUGGCUGAGUGGGGGGUCAGGAGUAACACUGUCUGCCCGGGACCGUAUCCGAGUGAGAUGACGAGCUCGAAUCCGGUUGUGUAUGGGACGAAUCAGAUUCCGCAGGGGAGAGCGGGGAGUGUGAAUGAUAUGGCCGGGUUGGUGCUGUUUAUGGUUGGCAAAGCUGGAGCGUAUAUGAAUGGUGUAAGCCAGAUUACGGAUGGCGGGAGGAUUGCUGUGUUCCCUUCAACUUACUAG
This is a messenger RNA of Macroventuria anomochaeta, 2109 nucleotides long. RefSeq names its product NAD(P)-binding protein. Gene Ontology annotation, biological process: mRNA export from nucleus. Gene Ontology annotation, cellular component: THO complex part of transcription export complex. The transcript has 5 exons. Lineage: Eukaryota; Fungi; Ascomycota; Dothideomycetes; Pleosporales; Didymellaceae. The record is from RefSeq and is a predicted model, not a curated record. The coding region runs from base 79 to 2109 and encodes 676 amino acids. Gene Ontology annotation, molecular function: oxidoreductase activity; protein binding.